GUCUGCCAUUUCAUUCGCACCCGCACACAGGCCUGCUCUGCCUUUCCCACAUGAAAACGAAAAAGCAACGACUUGGUGGAAAUUUUGUGCAUAUCGUGCUCCGUUAAAAGUUACAAAUUGUUCGAAUCUAAACACACCACGCGAAAGAGUGCAUUUCGGGGAAUCUUUUGCGAUAUUGUUUCUGAAAAUCGAAGUGCGUUUAGUAAGCGAAAAUCGCCAUCGAAAAUAGGCACCAAAGCAAUUUUGCGGCCGCCGCUGUGUGUGUGUGACAAGAAAAAAUGCUCUUGGGCUGGAAGUGAACAAAAAUGCGCUCGCGCUCGCCAUUUUGACUCGAGCUACAUCGAAUAUUGUACCCAUUAAUACCGAUCCCUAAGUGCAUAAAAGUGUAGGCAAAGACCGAAUUUACACACGUGUUUCAAUAGUGAAAUGCAGUGAAAAAUACACACAAACAACGAACACAGCACUCACACUAAGCCACCCAUACACACGUUGCGGCUACGUGCUUUUUGCUAUUCAAGACUUCUUUUUUUGGCGGCCCUCUAGGAGGUGACAGCCAGAAAAGCAACGCAAAGCGAAGCAGUGCUGUGGGGAGUGAGUGGGCGAGAGGCAACAGUCGGCUAUCUGUGCGGGGCACCGGCCAUAGCGGCAACGUCGACACUAUUGCACCUGCCUACCUGGUUGGUUUUCUAUGAAAGGAGUGGAACACACGAUAACAAUAACAACCAAGCUACUCCUAAAAUGGCGCAUAACUCUUCAGCAGCAGCAGCGAGCGGUGCAGCUAAAACGGAUGAAGUGAAUUUCUUCUUUCAAGAUGAGCACGGACAAAUAGCGACAAUGCGCAAGCCGGCACAAGUGAAAUCCGAAAUGAAUAGUGGAAAGUCUUCGGUGGUGUAUGCCACUAGCUCUUCCGCGCGCAACAGUGGCAAUGGCAGUGGCAUUGGCACCGUUGGACGCAUGGGCGCGUUCAGUCAGAUGGGCACCACAAAUCAGGGACAGUUCAUCCGACUGCAGGACAACGGUACGGUCAUUCCAAAAACAGAAAAUACUUCAUACACAACUGGAUCUGCACAGAAGGGCGCCAGCGUGGGCGGCGACAUGUACGACGUGAUAAAGGAACGCUUCGUGAGGUUUACGCCAAAUAAUCCAAUAAAAAUGAAGUCAAAACUUAGCCAUGCCAUACAGAGCAACAUGCACUCAACGUCCGCCUCAUCCUCGUCAGUACAAAGGAAACGCAAGCCGGACAAGGCCGGCAAGGGUCUGCGCCACUUCUCCAUGAAGGUGUGCGAGAAGGUGCAGGAGAAGGGCAAAACCACAUACAAUGAAGUGGCCGACGAACUGGUCAGCGAAGAAAUGAAAAACAAUGCAUACGACAGCAACUGUGAUCAAAAGAAUAUCCGACGUCGUGUCUACGAUGCGCUCAACGUACUGAUGGCAAUCAAUGUUAUAUCUAAGGAUAAGAAGGAAAUACGCUGGAUAGGACUGCCCGCCAACUCAGCAGAGCAAUUUCUUGCGCUGGAAGAGGAGAACAGUCUCCGGAGGGAGCGCAUCAAACAGAAGAACGAUAUGCUGCGCGAAAUGAUCAUGCAGCAUGUAGCAUUCAAAGGCCUAGUCGAGCGAAACAAGCGGAAUGAGAGCCAGGGCGUGGUGCCCUCAGCAAAUGCAUCAUGUCAGCUGCCGUUCAUCAUUGUGAAUACGCACAAAUCGACCAAGAUCAACUGCAGCGUGACCAACGACAAGUCCGAAUACAUCUUCAAGUUCGACAAGACAUUUGAAAUGCACGAUGACAUUGAGGUCCUCAAGCGUAUGGGUUUUUGUUUGGGCUUGGACAAGGGUGAGUGCACGCCCGAGAACAUUGAGCGUGUGAAGACUUGGGUCCCACCAAAUCUAGCCAAAUAUGUGGAAGCGUAUGGAGCAGGAAAAACUGGCGAGACCAUGUACGAUUCCGACGACGAGGAUGCCGAGUUCACUGUGUACAACGAUUCUCAGAGCUUGUCACAAAACACAACUCAAGGUCUCAAGCUGGAGCUGGACGAUGAUGAGCUGGAGGAUGACAUAGAUUGAGCUGACGAUGCCGCUGACAUUGCACAUGCAAUGGCCGAUGCGGAAGGGGAUGCAGAUGCUGCGGAUGCAGAAGAUACAUUUAGUUUUACGUUUAUCAAUGCUUUGCUAGGUUUGCCACGACCCCCACCACACGGUUAAACUUGUCGGCGCCCCAACCCUACACCGCCUCCCAAUCACCCCACCCACACAGUUGGUUUUGUUUAACUUUCAAUGAGACUUUAUUAAGUUAUACAAUAUUGCUAUAAUUAUCGUAUAAACAACAUGGGGAAACCGAACCAUAAAUAAAUGGUUUUGCAUACGCAUGUCCCCCUUGUAUCUUUGAAGAUUUAUGUUUAAGCUGAAAGGAAGUUUUUAAAAAGUAAUUUGCAUAGUUAAGCGGAGUGUACACAACACACAGAUUAAGCAAUCCCCCAGAAAACGAGAAGAAAAUGUUAUUUCUUAGUUGUUACGAGUACGAGUCUCCCCUUUGCCGCCUCUCCUCAAUCCUAAAUGAAUAAUACUAAAGCGAAAGCGAUCAUGUUAUGGGUAAAUGUCUCUGGAUAAUACAAUGCACCCCAAUUUUAAACAACCAAAAUGAACUGCAAUUUGUUUUGCGAGUUGAACGAAACGAA
This is a messenger RNA of Drosophila subobscura, 2672 nucleotides long. RefSeq names its product transcription factor Dp (gene Dp). The record is from RefSeq and is a predicted model, not a curated record. NCBI's taxonomy places the organism in Eukaryota, Metazoa, Arthropoda, Insecta, Diptera, Drosophilidae. Gene Ontology annotation, molecular function: DNA-binding transcription factor activity, RNA polymerase II-specific; RNA polymerase II transcription regulatory region sequence-specific DNA binding. Gene Ontology annotation, cellular component: nucleus; transcription regulator complex. Bases 739 to 2061 code for a protein of 440 amino acids. Gene Ontology annotation, biological process: regulation of cell cycle; regulation of transcription by RNA polymerase II. The transcript is spliced from 10 exons.